CCAUGGUGACUCCAAGGCUGACAAAGGCCCUGCGGGAUCGGGCUCUGCGGGGAGGCGUGCUGGGACCUGCUCUUCUGGGGGGCGUUGCUGAGGCGGGGGUAAUGAGCAGGUGGGGUUGCGGCGCAGACAGUGGGCCGAGCUCAGCGUCUGGCUGUGUGGAAAUGGCCGGGCCAGGGUUUCGGGGCCACCCUGCUGGACUUCUGCUGCUGCUACUGCUACCCCAGACCCUGACAGAGGGACCCCUGGUCUUUGUGGCUGUGGUGUUCCGCCAUGGCGACCGGGCCCCGCUGGCCUCCUAUCCCACUGACCCACACAAGGAGGCUGUAUCUACCCUGUGGCCACGUGGCCUGGGCCAGCUGACCGGGGAAGGGGUCCGCCAGCAGCUGGAGCUGGGCCGCUUCCUGAGCAGUCGCUACGAGGAUUUUCUGAGCCCCGAGUACCGGCAGGAGGAGGUGUACAUUCGCAGCACAGACUUUGACCGGACCCUGGAGAGCGCUCAGGCCAACCUAGCGGGGCUGUUCCCUGAGGCCGCCCCAGGGCGCUCCGAGGCCACCUGGAGGCACCCUGUGCACACGGUGCCCGUCACUGAGGACAAGCUGCUGAGGUUCCCUACACGCAGCUGUCCCCGAUACCGGGAGCUGCUGAGGGAGGCCACGGAGGCCGCCGAGUACCAGACGGCCCUAGAGGGUUGGACGGACUUCUUGACUCACCUGGAGAACUGCACGGGGCUGUCGCUGGUCGGGGAGCCGCUCCGCAGGGCGUGGAAAGUUCUGGACACUCUUAUUUGCCAGCAAGCCCACGGUCUCCCCCUCCCAUCCUGGGCCUCCCCGGAUGUCCUGCAGACACUAGCUCAGCUCUCGGCUUUGGAUACUGGGGCACACGUGGGCCCACCCGGGGCGGCAGAGAAGGCCCAGCUGUCUGGGGGAAUCCUGCUGGAUGCCAUCCUUGGCAACUUCUCUCGGGUGCAGCACUUGGGGCUGCCCCUCAAGAUGGUUAUGUAUUCGGCUCACGACAGCACUCUCCUGGCCCUCCAGGGGGCCCCGGGUCUCUAUGACGGGCACACACCGCCUUAUGCCGCCUGCCUCGGCUUUGAGUUCCGGAGGCGCCUUGGGGACCCGGAUGACGACGCAGGGAAUGUCACCAUCUCCCUCUUCUACCGCAACGACUCUGCUGGCUUACCCUUGACCCUCAGCCUCCCCGGGUGCCCGGCCGCCUGCCCCUUAGGUGGCUUCCGCCAGCUGAACCCCGCCCGGCCUCCGGCUCACGGGAUCCCCUGCCGUGGCUCCCACGAGCCCGCCACCCCCGCAGCCACCGUGGUGCCCCCGCUGGCUGGGGCUGGGGCCGUGCUGGCAGCCCUCAGCAUGGGGCUGGGCCAGCUGGCCUGCAGAGCCGGCUGCCUGCGGGCCUGGGGGGGCCCCGUGUGA
Messenger RNA from Physeter macrocephalus (sperm whale), 1424 nucleotides. It is a transcript of the gene ACP4, whose product is annotated as acid phosphatase 4. Gene Ontology annotation, biological process: negative regulation of ERBB4 signaling pathway; peptidyl-tyrosine dephosphorylation involved in inactivation of protein kinase activity; regulation of neuronal synaptic plasticity. Gene Ontology annotation, molecular function: acid phosphatase activity; protein tyrosine phosphatase activity; receptor tyrosine kinase binding. NCBI's taxonomy places the organism in Eukaryota, Metazoa, Chordata, Mammalia, Artiodactyla, Physeteridae. The record is from RefSeq and is a predicted model, not a curated record. Gene Ontology annotation, cellular component: postsynaptic membrane; lysosome.